Molecule: messenger RNA, 914 nt
Organism: Phragmites australis (common reed)
Lineage: Eukaryota; Viridiplantae; Streptophyta; Magnoliopsida; Poales; Poaceae
Product: photosynthetic NDH subunit of subcomplex B 3, chloroplastic-like
Exons: 6
Coding region: 68-640 (190 amino acids)
Biological process (GO): P450-containing electron transport chain
Cellular component (GO): chloroplast thylakoid membrane
Molecular function (GO): 2 iron, 2 sulfur cluster binding
Source: RefSeq, a predicted model, not a curated record
CAUCACACGACUGUACAGCGCAGCGCGCACUGCACUGCACUGCACUUCACGCAGGAGCACCGCAGCAAUGGGAGGCGCCGUGCAAUUCACCGGUCUCAUCGGCGUCGCGUCGCCGCCUCUCGCCCCUUCGUACUGCAGCAUCAGCGGCAAGAAGCAGAGCUGCUCCCUCCGUCCGCAGCGGCAGCAGAGGAGGCGCCUCCGCGUCCGCGCCGUCGAGAUGGGUGCCCCCGGCGGCGAGCCUUCCGCCAGCGCGCCCGAGGAGGAGGAGCCGUCCGUCGACUUCGCGUUCGUCAGCCCGCGGUUGCUGCCGGACGGGACGCCGGACGUGCACUACCGGACGGCGCGCGGCGGGCAGAAGCUCAGGGACAUCAUGCUCGAGGGAUACAUCGACCUCUACGGGCCCUAUGAUAAGCUCCUGCUCAACUGUUCAGGAGGCGGUGUGUGCGGCACUUGCAUCGUCGAGGUGGUUGCAGGCAAGGAAAUGCUUUCUCCAAAAACUGAAGUAGAAAAGGAGUUGCUCAAAAGGAAACCCAAGACGUGGAGAUUAGCGUGCCAGGCUACGGUGGGCAGCCCGGAUUCUACUGGACAAAUGAUCAUUCAGCAACUGCCGGAGUGGAAGAUACAUGAGUGGGACAAGUAAUUGGUCUCUUAGUACAACCUGUGGCCAAUAGAGUAGAUGUCAUGACUCAUGAACAUGGGAAAAGAGAACCACUUGAUGACAAGAAGAUCCUGUGAAGAUUGAUCGUGCUUUCCACACAGCACACAAAAAUCUUGAGCAUUUUGUCUAAUGUAGCAACCAAAUGGAGCAUGGGUGCGAUUAGCCCCGGUCUGUAAAUUGUUCCCAUAUUCAAAAAGUAACGGCGACAUGCCCAUGAUCUUAGUAAGAAAAAACUGCAUUUUAUUCGAGAAAAGAA